Messenger RNA from Plutella xylostella (diamondback moth), 2134 nucleotides. RefSeq lists its product as uncharacterized. Gene Ontology annotation, cellular component: membrane. The record is from RefSeq and is a predicted model, not a curated record. NCBI's taxonomy places the organism in Eukaryota, Metazoa, Arthropoda, Insecta, Lepidoptera, Plutellidae. Gene Ontology annotation, molecular function: protein binding.
CUAGAUUCCUUUCACGCAUGAUCAGUUUUAUCCCUGUUCUUUGUGAAACUGUGUAAUAUUUCUAGGGAAUAUCGAUUAUAAAUAAUAGAGAGGGAUUCUCUUAAAUUAUGUUGCCCUUUAAACUUUGACGAGCCCGCUAAAGAGAUGUUGGGGAAGAUAGUGUUUCUGUUUUCGACCUCCUUUAUUUGUAGAGUAGUAGGUCAGGGUGAGUGCACGGACGUCCGCGGCCGGCUGAUCUCCCACGGCCACCACUACGUGCCGGGGCCUGACACCUGCACCCUCUGCAUCUGUGACAAUGGACAGGCAAAAGUGUGUAAAGCAGUCCUGUGCUCACCACCACAGGAUUGCCGCUCAUUUCGAGUGGGAAACACCUGCUGUGAGUUCAUCUGUCUGGAUGAUGUGGUGAAGCCGGCUGAUGGAGCUGAAGCCAACAUGCGACUGGCUGCGGGGGGAGCAGCAGCCGUGGUCCUCGCCACCGUCGCCCUGGUGGUCUACCGAGUGCGGAGACAGAAGAGGAGGAGACCCAACCACUCCGAUGAACGCAGUUUGACCAGUAUUGGCUACAUAAGCGGCAGUAUGGCGUACGUGGGCGGCUCGUGCGAGACAGGGAUGGCGGGAUGGAAGCCCUCCAACUACAUGCCGCGCGGCGAGGCCCCGCCCCCCUACGACGAGGCUGUCGCACAGUCGCGCGCAGAAACCAUGAGGUACCAUCUUAUGAUGGGCGAGGCGCAGUUCCACCGCUCGUACCCCGCCACGGUGGACACGAUGGUGCGCGCCGACGACUCCCUGCAGUGCCCCGGACACGGGUACGCGAACAUCGCACGCCCUCCCACUCAGAUGGCGAACCCCCAGAACUGCUACAACGCGCCGCUACUGCAGACCGUUCACCAGCCCGAGUCCCGCGAGCCCAUGGUCUACCACCACAUCCCGCCGCCCAACGACGCGAGCUACGGCGGGCUCCGGCUGGCGGGGUCGCUGGGCGCCAUCAGCGGCCGCGGGCUGAGCCUGCUGCCGCGCGCCGGGCCCGAGCGCCGCGCGCCGCCCGCCUACACGCACCACCACGACAUGCACCGCACGAUCCCGCGCAUCGCCACCGACUCUACUCUCGACGCGGGUCCGUUCCACCGCGCCGAGCGCUCGCUGCACAACGAGGUGCGCCGCUCCUUCCACAAGCCCAGCGACACCAGGACGGGUCUGGCGGGCGCGGGGCGCAGCGUGCCGCGCGGGCUCAACCUCACCGAGGUCGUCAGGGUCGAGCCCAGCACUUCGGAGCUGCAUAAUUCUAAUGCGCGUUUGCAGAACAUAAGCCGGUCGCGCAUCCACAGCGAAGAGCACACGGUCAGCACGGAAGCGCGCCCGCUGGCCCGGUCCGGGAACAUUUCCGGGAACGCCCUCGGGAACGCUCUAGGGAACGCUCCCGGGAACGUUCCCAAGAUGAACACGCCGCUCAUGGAGCGCUGCAAGAGCGACAAGCGGCUGAGCGUCGCGCCCGAGCCGCCGCAGAAUACGCUGCCGCUCACUGUUGAUAAGCCGUCGUGCGAGUGCAGCUACUCGGAGGCGGCGGGCGGCGCGGGGGAGGCGGAGGGGGAAGGGGAGGGGGAGGACGACUACCGCGCCGAGUGCCAGAACUGCAAGUCCGCCAGCAGCUCCAGAUGGGUCCUAGAAGAAGGUUGGACGGAGGAGGCGGAAGAGGAAGGCACUCAGACGCUGCAGCGCCGCGCGCCGCCGCCCGCGCCGCCGCCCGUCGCCGCCGCCACGCUGCCGCAGCCCGCUACACGACCCAGUCGUAACGCCAUGGGCCCACCAUCCAACUGGGAGAACUGGUUCAACACUAUCCCCGACUCCGACUCCGAAUCAGAAGAAGAAUAGACAAAUGCAACACACAACCCACCGUGUGCAAGCCAAGUGAUAUCUUUCUCUAUUAUCAUUCCUAAUUUAUUGUUUUUGAUUAAUUUUAUUCAAGUUUAAGUGCACAAAGUAAUGUUACAAAAAAUGCAUUGAUAUAAAAGUUGUAAGCCUCUUGUAGAUAUUGUAAUAAUAAAUAGGAAUUUUGGUCAGAGAUUUUAGAUGACCAUACUGCCGAAUAAGGAGACUUCUAAAUACCCCUAUACUCGACUAAUCAGAGUAGUUUCAU